AUGGCUCCCAACCUGAUUCUCAAGCAUCUUGUGUCUCUGGUUGCGCUGAAACACCUUCAGAUAAACGUUUUCACCGACACUCAGGCCAUUCUCCUCCUCGGGUCCCUGUCUUCACUUAUCACUUUAUCGUUGGAACUCAGCUUCGGGAGCGUGUGGACGGACGAUGCAGACCCUCGGCUCGUUGCACCCGUGGAGCUGCGACGUCUUCGCGAUCUCACUCUUGUAUGCUCCACGAUGUCAUGGCACACAAUCCAGGAGAUGGCGACACGGCUCAAGAUGCCCGCGCUCGAAUCCCUCUCUCUCCACACGGCCAUAUCAUAUUUCGUCGGCUCCCUGCCCGCCCUCAGUGCGCUCAUCCACAAUCGGCCCCACCUCUGCUCCUUACACAUCACGAUCAAUAAAGACAACUAUUCCUUCUUGUAUGUCCCAGUGCGACUCUCAGAGAUUCUGAAGACACUCUUUCCCCUACACACGCUUGACGACCUGAAGGUCGUCAUCGAUCCGCGCCGACCGCGCGUCCCGCUGUCCUCCGAAGACCUCCGGGAAGCUGCGGCUGCGUGGCCCCAUCUCAGGCGCCUCGAGUUGUACACGAUCGUCCACAAGUUGGUGGACUCAGAGGUGCCGCCGGAGAACGCAGGCGUCGGGAUCGACAUCCUGGCGCACUUCGCGCGGAGCUGCCCGAGGCUCGAGGUGCUCACUUUGUACCCGUCGGUGCUGGAUGUCGGAAGUCUUGCGAACGCGGAGAGCGUGGAGUCGGACGACGCAGAGCAGGAGGGGUGCAUGGCGCAGGACACGCUGCGAGAGCUGAAGCUGGGAGGCUUUAUAAUAGUGCGAGACCCAGAGGCCGACGCGCUGCUGAAGAACGUGCGGCGGUACGCUUCGAAGCUCUUUCCUUCAGCACACGUUGAUCUCAAGUGCACAGUCGAGGACGAUCGACUGCGGGAAGCAUUUCCAUAG
Epithele typhae is the source of this 957-nucleotide messenger RNA. RefSeq lists its product as uncharacterized. The coding region runs from base 1 to 957 and encodes 318 amino acids. The transcript has a single exon. The record is from RefSeq and is a predicted model, not a curated record. Lineage: Eukaryota; Fungi; Basidiomycota; Agaricomycetes; Polyporales; Epitheliaceae.